Molecule: messenger RNA, 1464 nt
Organism: Zootoca vivipara (common lizard)
Lineage: Eukaryota; Metazoa; Chordata; Lepidosauria; Squamata; Lacertidae
Gene: ATF4
Product: activating transcription factor 4
Biological process (GO): regulation of transcription by RNA polymerase II
Cellular component (GO): nucleus; ATF1-ATF4 transcription factor complex; ATF4-CREB1 transcription factor complex
Molecular function (GO): RNA polymerase II transcription regulatory region sequence-specific DNA binding; DNA-binding transcription activator activity, RNA polymerase II-specific
Source: RefSeq, a predicted model, not a curated record
GCGCAGCCUCAUUGUCUGCCUGUAGAAUUAAGAGUAUAGCUGGUUGUCGCGCGUCAUUGUCUGGGGCACAGCUCAGACACGUCGAAGCGAAGGGUGAUUUCUGCUUCCGCCGCCGCCAUGGCAUGGUAGGUGCGGCAGUGCAAGCGGCGGCAUCGGCCAUUGCAGAGGCGCAGCAGCAGCGGCCGCGGCCUCGGCAUCUCCAGGCAUCUGCAACCAUGGCGUUUUUCAAGCCAUCAGACAGCAGCUUUGCUGUAUUCGACAAAGACUAUUUGUCCACACUUUUUGACGACAAAGUACUAAAAUCUGACCAAAAUGAGCUUCUCAAACACAGAGAUGUUGUUGGGGGAUUUUCUGUCCCCCUUCAACCAGCCGUGUUUGGUGGCUGAGGAGGGCCUGGGCCUCCUAGAUGACUACCUGGAGGUGGCCAAGAACCUCAGUUCGCAUGGGUUCUCCAGCGACAAGGCUAAAGUGGGCUCCUCCGAAUGGCUGGCUGUGGAUAGUUUGGACAAUGCCACCACAGACAACAGCCAGGAGGAUGCCUUCUCUGGCAUGGAUUGGAUGGUGGAGAAGAUGGAUUUGAAGGAAUUUGACUUCGAUGCACUGUUGGGUAUCGAUGAUCUGGAAGCCACCGUCUCCCCAGAUGAGCUCAUGGCCACGUUGGAGGACACGUGUGAUCUAUUUGACCCUCCUGUCCAAGAAAUCCCCAACAAAGAAAUUCCACUGAUAACAGAAUUAAUUAUUCAUUCUCCUAAGUCUCCCUCUGGGGCAGACCAGGUGGCCCCCUUGUUACCAUUUCCCCUCACUCCAGAGUCAGUGAUUUCCACUACAGACCAUUCUUUCAGUUUAGAAUUAGGCAGUGAAGUAGAUGUUCUUGAAGGAGACAAGAAAACUGAAGCCCAUAUCUUAGUAGUGGUGAUUCCAAAGUGUGAAAAAGAGGAUGAAGCUCACUCAGACAAUGAUAGUGGAAUAUGCAUGAGUCCAGAAUCUUACCUGGGGUCUCCCCAGCAAAGCCCCACCACUUCUGUUAAUUCCCCCAGUGAUGGCCAAUCAGUCACAGUCCUGCAUGAUAGCCCUGUGAGGUCCAAACCUUAUGAACAUCCUACAGAUAAGGUAGUGUCAGUAAAGAUGAAAGGAGAAAAGAGAGUAGAUAAGAAGCUGAAGAAGAUGGAGCAAAACAAGACUGCAGCUACACGCUAUCGACAGAAGAAAAGGUUGGAACAGGAGGCCUUAUCGGGGGAAUGUAGAGAACUAGAGCAGAAAAAUGAAACACUGAGGGAAAAGGCAGAUUCCCUGAGCAAAGAAAUUCAGUAUUUGAAAGAUCUAAUUGAAGAGGUCCGGAAGGCCAAGGGUAAAAAAGUUAAAGUCCCAGAAUAGGGUAGUCAAGGGUGUAUGUUACAUGUAUGUAUAUAAGAGCUUAGUACAAUGAGCUGUGUAUUGUUGCUUAAUAAAUUAUUUUCUAGUACA